CCCAACGUCAUAUAUAUUGAGGUGGUAACAGAACGUGUGGCAACUGUUACGGCACCCCAGGUAUAUAAACUGCAGAAAUCGGCCGCGCCGUUCAGUCAGUGCUUAUCUGCGGUCACCUACAUACUCUCACCAUGAGAUUACUUCUGCUCUCACUGGUGCUGUGCAGCUUUGGAGUACUGGUGGCAAAUACACUCGACAUUCGCCCCAUCUCCAUAGAAGAUGUCCUGAGGGCAAAUCCUGGCCUGAAGGCUGAACUAAGGAAAAAAAUCGAGGAGAGCAAAAAUGAACCCACAAGUGUCCCCGCCACUGCCUCAGCCCCUGCAACCACCACUGCAGCAACCACCACAACAACACCAUCUCCUCAGGCUGAUUCUCCUCCCUCCACAACCCCCGAAUCAACGACUACAGCCACAAGGCAAACUGGCCGUCGACGCCGGCCUGGAGCAGGUGCUCGGCGCAGGCUGAGAGUUUCUAACAACGAAGCCGAAGAAGCACCCGUUCAGAAUGGCCGAACAUUCCCACAAUAGACACAAAACAAUUGCUGGCUAGACUGCCAGGGAAUGUGGUGAAUGGAGAUUCCAAAUACAAAGAACAGUACAUUCAAAAUGUAGCUGAUAAGAGUAAUGCCAAGAAGAUACAAAAAAGUUAAACCAAUUUCUUUUGGACUGCACUUAAACAAUUUAGACAUGUUUGAAAUUUUAUAACAUAUGAGUACCUGUCAUUCGCCUCAUAUCAUUUUCAAAUCUUAAUUAAAGAUCCUACUAAUUCACCAACUUAAUUCUGAAGUGCCUGAAAAUAUCCAGACUGAGAUCAGUGAAAUUACUUUAAAAGUAAAGUAAAGACUUUCCCUAUUACAUGUACACUUUCACAUCUAGUAGCUUUGAAUUUUCUUGGAAAAUGCUUCUUCCAAAAGUAUUUUGUCUUUUUCUUAAGGUUUUGAAGUAUUUUAUCUAAACCAAACAACAAUCAUGGCAUUUAUUUUCAAUGAAACUCUUCUACAAACAUUUGUGACCUGAAUGUUAAAACAUUGAGCAAACUGAAUGAUGUUCCCAGGAUCUAGAUCCAGCACUUUAACAUUUGCCACUUUGUAACCUGCAUGGUUUGUUUCUUAAUAUAUUAUGUUAAAUAUU
Penaeus indicus is the source of this 1130-nucleotide messenger RNA. RefSeq lists its product as uncharacterized. The transcript is spliced from 2 exons. The record is from RefSeq and is a predicted model, not a curated record. Lineage: Eukaryota; Metazoa; Arthropoda; Malacostraca; Decapoda; Penaeidae. The coding region runs from base 132 to 527 and encodes 131 amino acids.